Messenger RNA from Penicillium verrucosum, 1638 nucleotides. RefSeq lists its product as uncharacterized. Gene Ontology annotation, cellular component: membrane. The record is from RefSeq and is a predicted model, not a curated record. Gene Ontology annotation, molecular function: carbohydrate:proton symporter activity. Gene Ontology annotation, biological process: carbohydrate transport; transmembrane transport. The transcript has 4 exons. Bases 1 to 1638 code for a protein of 545 amino acids. NCBI's taxonomy places the organism in Eukaryota, Fungi, Ascomycota, Eurotiomycetes, Eurotiales, Aspergillaceae.
AUGGGAGACCCUACACAUCCAGACCAACUAGCGGAGAAGGAAGGUGACUGCCAUGCUACGCACCAAGAACACGGGGAUGGCGUCAAGGAGGGCGUCAAGGUUGAGACUGUUCACGGCUCACUGGCUCUCGACUUAGCCAGGCGGAGCGAUCCCCCGAAACCGUGGAGCGUGCAGAUGAGAAAGUUAUAUUUAUUCUUGAUUGUGGCAUAUCUUUGCUCGGCAUUGAAUGGAUUCGAUGGCUCGCUUAUGGGUGCUCUACUUCCUAUAGAGCAGUUCCGUGAAACCUUCGGCUCUGGCUUAGUCGGUUCCAAGGCCGCGUUGAUUCAGGGAAUGUAUACCAUUGGAGGUGUCUCCGCGCUGCCAUUUGUCGGAAUCAUCCUAGAUACUUGGGGUCGACGGUGUGGCAUGUUUACUGGAUGCUGCGCUGUCAUUCUGGGUACAAUUGUUGGUGGCACUGCCAACCACAUGGAUCAAUUGCUUGCCAGUCGAUUUUUCCUUGGUUGGGGAUACUCCCUGGCAGGCUCCGCCGCACCUGCCUAUGUCGUCGAGAUGAGUCACCCUGCAUACCGUGAUAUUCUGACUGGCUUUUACAAUUGCCAGUAUUUUAUCGGAGCUAUUGCUGCUGCUGGCGCUUGUCGUGGAUGUCUGAGAUUUGAAAGUUCUCUUGCAUGGCGCAUCCCCAUUUGGUGCCAGCUGAUUUCAUCCGGCAUUAUAGUGUUGUCUGUUUGGUUCAUUCCCGAGUCACCUCGCUGGCUCUAUAGCCAUGGCCGCAGCGAGGAAGCCUGGGAUAUUAUUGCCAAGUACCACGGCGAGGGUUUCCGGGAUAAUGCCUAUGUUCAACUACAGAUCCGAGACUAUGAAGAGGCAAUCAACAUGGAAGGUUCCGAUAAGAACGCAUGGGACUUUAGGUCUCUUGUUAGAACAAAGGCCGCGAGGUGGAGACUCAUGUGUGUGGCUAUUGCAUCUUUUAUGAGCCAAUGGGCACAGGCUGGCGUUACAACCUACUAUAUUGGUGGGCUUUUAGCCACAGCUGGUAUUACUGAUACGGAGCGUGUGCUGGACGUCAACCUUGGCAUCACGGUAGUUUCUGCAGGUCUAGCAUAUCUGGGAAGUUAUUUGGGCCCAAAAAUCCGCCGCAGACCUAUGAUGAUUGGCGUGUCUAUUGCUUGCGCGAUCGGCCUUGCGAGUUUUGCAGCCACAACCGGGGUGUACUCGGAAACAUUGAACACAGACGCGGCCACUGCUUCUAUUGUGUUUGUCUUCUUGAUCGCCGCUUUUUACAGCUUUGGAUGGACUCCUUUGCAAGCCAUGUACGCUGUUGAAUGUCUUGCAUACGAGACUCGCGCCAAGGGAAUGGCAAUGUACUCUCUCUUCACUAAUAUCGCCUUGCUGGUAAAUCAGUUCGGAGUUGGAAAUGCUAUCGAGGCUAUUGGCUGGCACACAUAUAUCAUUCUGGCUGGCUGGAACAUUGUUCAGGGAGUAUUCAUCUACUUCUUCGCUGUUGAAACGAGUAACCGGACACUCGAAGAACUCACGGAGAUCUUUGAUGCACCCAAUCCUCGAAAGAAGAGUACGGAAAGAAGACAGGUGUUGGUUGAUGAAACUGAGAACAAGGUCGUGCAAGUUAAGAGUGCAUAG